UUCAGAUGUGUUUCAGGUGUGUUUCAGACAUUUUCCAACUUGUUUCAAGUGUUUUUCAGGCUUGUUUCAGAUGUGUUUCAGUCGUGUUUCAGACAUUUUAAUGCUUGUUACAGGUGUGUUUCAGAUGUGUUUUAGGUGUGUUUCAGGCUUGUUUCAGAUGUGUCAGGUUCUGAAUUGAAGUUUGCAGCAGGCUCCGUGACUGACUUGCUCAGCUGUGAACAUUGUGAGUAGUGUGAGAUGUUUGCUUCUCACAGAGAUCAGUGCUGCAGCUCAGUGCGCUCCUCCUGCCAGCCUUUCAUUUCCUUCUACUGAACCUACUGACAAACUGCUACAGCAGUCCUUACAAUCACAGGAGCUCAGAGAAGUUUCUGAUGGUUAUCCGCCAUGUACGACCUCACAAGCCCGUUCCUAUUUGCUGUAGCAGCGCCAACAUCUGGAGCCAGGGAGGCUGUCAAAAUAGCCGUCCACUUACUUUCUUCUGCGUGUCUAGGAGUAAACAGACAUCCGGAGCUCGUUUCAUUUUUCUGAAAUAUGAAGCUGGAAGGCGGGCUCUGGUUGCACUCGAGAAAGGGUCAUUGUGCGGUGUGACCUGUCAUGUGAUCUCAAUCCCAGAAUAUCCGAGGACGGGUUGGGUUUAUUGUCCUUUCUCCUGUUUGACACAGAUGCACCGCAGGCCGGAAACUGAGGACCUCUGCCUCAAACACCCCAGCUCACAGACACCACGAGCUGCUGCUAGCGCCCCCUGUUGGCUACACCUGCUGUCAGCGCCUUAUCAAGACCUGACCCAGUGAAGACGUUUCUCUAAAGCAAGGACUUUUAAACACAGUCCGGACUUUUCCAGUGGGGAAUUUUUAAAGGGACAGUGUUAAUGACGUUUUGGGAACGGGGACACAUUUACAGAGUGAGCAGAAAAACAGGGAAUGAGGCUUUUCUCAGCUGCUGUGAAUGGACUGUGAAGAUGUUUCAGGAUGUAUGAUAUCCUGCUAGCAUCUGCUGGGGGUUGCAGUUUGUCCAGUAGGUGGCGCUAUGAUUUGUUCUCUCUAACAUUUUGUGUCCUCUUUGUGUCCGUAGCAUCAGCAUAUGCCAGCCUGCAGCAGCACGGCUCCGAAGGCGUCCAUGGGAAGUCGUCCCCGGUUGCCGUCUUCGUACCCCGGCCGGAUUACCUGGAGGGGGACGAGGACACGGACCUCAUCAAACCCAAGAAACUGGUGAAUCCAGUCAAAGCUUCGAAGAGUCACCAGGAGCUUCACCGCGAGCUGCUGAGCAGUUACAAACGAGCGGGGGUCAGUGUGGAAAUGAAGCCCGAGCUGCAGCGGGUGCUGGAGUCCAGGAGGAGAGAUCAGCUGAUCAAACAGAGGAAGGAGGAGGACGAGGCUCGCAGGAAGGUUUCUCCUCUGGAGGCCGAACUGCUGAAGAGACACAAGAAGCUGGAGGAGCUGGAGAGACAGCAGGAGCAGGAAGACCUGAGAGCCCCCGAGUUCGUCAAAGUCAAGGAGAACCUGAGGAGGACGUCCGUUCAGGGCAAAGAGGAGAAGGAGGUGUAGAGGCAGCGGGAGCGGAGACGGCGAGCGUCCAAAGACACAGGUGCCGGCAGCUGGACGGCUGUGAUGCCUCUCGGCAGCUCGGGUCGGUGGUUCUGAAUCAGGACGCUACAGAGCAACACGAGCAAACGACAACUGCCUCUGUGAGCAGAUACGUGCGACUAAAGCGAGGAGACAGCAGGAGGCGCUGCUGCACAGAUAGGGAAGGACUCUUGAACCUGUGCUGGUUUGAGUCUGAGGCUACGUCCACACUAAUGCGUUUUCAUUCGUUUUCUCUCCAUUUUGGCCUCCCGUCCUCACCGAGACGCCGUUUUCCCCAAAGGAAAACGCAGCGUUUUCAAAACGCUCUCGAAAACGCACACAUUUGAAGACGGUGCUUUCCCGUCCCAGUGUGGACAGCGAGAAGGGAGACUUUUGAAAACGAUGACACAUGUUAGUCACGUGAUGCAGUCAUGUGACCAGUUAAACUAAGAUAGCGGAGGGCGUUACACAGCAGCUGUUUCGUUUGACAGCCCUAUUAAAGAUGAACAUCAGUCUGCACGCGCUCCAGAGAGCUUUUCUUCACAUUCUUUAAUUCUCACUCGCUUUUGCAACUUUG
Messenger RNA from Pundamilia nyererei, 2139 nucleotides. Its product is annotated as protein FAM107B-like. Gene Ontology annotation, cellular component: synapse; neuron projection; stress fiber. The coding region runs from base 969 to 1544 and encodes 191 amino acids. Gene Ontology annotation, biological process: actin filament polymerization; actin filament bundle assembly; regulation of actin cytoskeleton organization. The record is from RefSeq and is a predicted model, not a curated record. The transcript is spliced from 3 exons. Lineage: Eukaryota; Metazoa; Chordata; Actinopteri; Cichliformes; Cichlidae.